Molecule: messenger RNA, 339 nt
Organism: Rhizoctonia solani
Lineage: Eukaryota; Fungi; Basidiomycota; Agaricomycetes; Cantharellales; Ceratobasidiaceae
Product: double-stranded RNA-binding motif protein
Exons: 3
Coding region: 1-339 (112 amino acids)
Source: RefSeq, a predicted model, not a curated record
AUGACCGACUCUGAAUUCAACCGUCGUCCAGGAGGCUACCGUUUCCCUGCAUUCACCAGCCCCGCUCACACCUGGUCCAGCGUCGUGCAGGAAUGGGCCGACCGAAAAAGGAUCCACAUUGAUUUCCGUAUCUAUGAAUCGGGCCCCCCUCAUGCCCUCACCUUUACUGCAAUCCCUUCCAUCAAUGGAGUUCUUCAUCCCGAGUACCAAGGCGUUGGUUCGAACGUCCGGGUAGCAAAAAACCAAGCGAGCGAACGUAUUGGCCACUCUGGUCACUGUUGUCUGACUCGCAUAUACGUAGUGAAUAAUACUGUCACCGGUGGAGCCCCCACCACUUGA